Molecule: messenger RNA, 1997 nt
Organism: Larimichthys crocea (large yellow croaker)
Lineage: Eukaryota; Metazoa; Chordata; Actinopteri; Sciaenidae
Exons: 4
Coding region: 193-1884 (563 amino acids)
Source: RefSeq, a predicted model, not a curated record
AUUUUCAUUUCCCCGAGAGCGGCUCGGCUGCUGCCGUUUAACGGUCACUGCUCGACACACGAAGCGCUAAAGCGGCGAUAAAACGUGCCACCGUUUUUUCGUGCACCAUAAAAUAUACAUUAGAGGUACAACUGGCUCGACUGCAACCCGCAAGUAACAGCCAAACUCACACUUCCUUUGGAGUGAGAGACCAUGGGCCGGCUGGAUGAUGCCGCCAAACACAAAGUGGUGGAGCUGCGGAAGGCAGGCCUGAGUUUCCGUAAGAUCAAAGCUGUGCUGGAGCUGGAGAACAUCAAGGUUUCUGCCCAGGCCAUCUACCUGUUCCUGAGGGAGUUUCAAGGGAGGCCGCCAGGGAGGGUCCGACCUGUGGAGGCUGGAAGCAUCACAUCAUCAGCUCAGGUGCAGCCACGAGCUGGGGCAAUACAAGAGGGUUGGAGUAACAUUCAUCUCCAAAACCUUCUGCGGGAGGCAUCUCACCAUGCGGGCUUCACAGCAGCAGCAAACUUUGCCAAACAGACUUCCACAAAUCUGGAUACUGAUGCAAAGCCUUCUGGGUCUGGGGAGGCCAGCAGAGGUAACAGGCCAGAACAGCAACAUGAGGGAGAUAAGGAAGAAAAUGACAUCCAGAUUGUUAGUGUCACCUCCCUUGCACAGAACAACCAACAAAGAAGUCCUCAGUCAACUGUAACAAGGACAGAGGCAAGUGCAGUGUCUUCCACACUAACAGCUUCAGGAGCACUCAUGAGGAGGAGAGUCACACCUUCUCCAGCCACCAAUUCAAUGCUGGCAGCUCGGAAAAGGCUUUUGGAUAAAGCCCUGUCGCACAGGAUGAAGUCAUUCCACCAGAUGGCAUCAUUGUUGAGGAGAGAUAACUCGAGUGUCCACGGUGCUGAUUUGAGAAGUACUGUGCCACAACCGCCUGAAACUUAUGAUCUGACUACUGAAAAGACUGUUAUGGAAGAUCAGUCUGGAGGAGGCAGCGUCCCCAGGCGUUUUCUGACACAGAGACCAGGUCCGUCUGUCCGUUCCCUUCACCCUCUCCCUCGGGUUGGUGUUCGCCUUACUAACCGAUCACCAUCUUCUCUAACAUCCUCGGCUCCUGGGCUUAACGCCAUCCGACUACAGCCCCCUGGAGGCCAGGGCACCACUCGUAAUGAGGGGAACCCAAGCCCCCAACAGGCUGUCCAGGACACCAGAGGGAGAGUUGGUCUGCAGGAUCAGAUUCAGACCCUGGGCUCUGAGGUGCGUAGCUUGGGUCUUGCAGUGAAGAUGCUGGUGGAGCAGCAAUGCCGCCUUGAGAGGGAGCAAGCGCAGCAGACGCACAUUCAGAAGCAGAUACUCAGCACUCUACAGAGUUUUGCCUCCAAACUGGGACAUUGUAGCAGUGUUCAACAGCAGCAGCACAACAAAACUCCAUCACCUUCUGAUUUGCCAACGGAUUCUACAGCAACUUCCUUCAGCCAAGACACAUUCAACUUCAGUCAACUCACAUAUACUCAGUGCAGCCAAACAGAGCAAGGCUACAACUCUUUAGAGAGUUUAGAAAAUGUAGAGGCCUUUAAACUGCCAGGACUUAGCCCUUCUAGCAUGAAUGGGUUUCUACCAUGUAGCAAUGCUGAAAGUCUCCCUCUUACUCACACUCCCCCUCAAACACAGCCUUAUACAGCCACAUACCCACAACAAAACAGUCAAACACUUGUGCCACCCUACUCACAGUCCUAUGUCUCUACAUACAACCAGUCACAUUCCCAGACAUUCAGAGGAUCAGAGAGUAAAACAUCUGAUUUCCCAAGCAGCUGUUCAGCAAGGACUCUCCAGGACUGCAGCGUGUCCACCCAACCACUGGAUCAACAGAUUAAUAUUAUUAAAGUGGAAGGACCAUAGAGGGCUUCAGACGCAAACACAGUGUGUUUUGGAAAUUAAGGGCUUAAAUGUGAUCAUGGAGUGGCUUUGGAAUGAUUAUUUAAGACACGUGUUUUUUUACAGUGAACACUGUA